AUGUACUUCUCCAACGUUGUUGUCGGGUUUCUAGCAGCUCAGGCCCUGUCAGGCGACAGAAGGCCGAGCCCAGCACUGGCUGGAAAAUAUGCAGCUUUGAUGGCUGCUGCAGCUCUGCCAGUUUCUGGCGCACCCAUCAUUGGUCUUAUUGAACCACGAUCACCGCGCCAUCGACGAGAUCUACGGAUCCUAGGGAACAAAGCGCAACAGAACCAGGAUGAUCAAGAACAAGACAACCAAAAUGACGAGAACGAUGCCGAGGACGACCAGGAUGAAGAAGCCGCUCAAGAUGCCCAGGAUGGUCAAGCUGGACAAGAUGGUCAGGGCAACAAGGGACAGAAGGGGAACCAAGGGAACCAGGGUCAAGAUGAUCAGGGUAAAGACAACCAAGGGAACGAUGGUCAAAACAACAACGGCAACGGCCAAGGUAAUAAUGAUCAAGACAACCAGAACGGCGGAGGCAACCAGAACGAUGACGCCAACACGACUACCGAGGCUGCCGCUGGUGAGACGACUGCUGCCGCCGAUACCCAAGCUGCUGUUGAUACCGCUGCCGAGAACGGAGCCGUCACCGAAACUGGCGCUGCUGUCGAGACCGACGCUGCGAAUGGAACUGCCGCUGCCACUGAGACGCUUGUCACAGAGACCGCUGCCACCGAGACCGCUGCCGCAACCGAAACUGCCGCUGCUACACAGACCAAUGAUGCUUCCAACGGUUGCAACGCUGGCAGGAAGCAUAAGAACAAGAACAAGGGAAACAAUCAGGAUAAUGGUAACGCGAACGAUAACGGAAAUGACAACCAGGGAAACAAUGGUAAUGCGAACGAGAACAAUGGAGAUGCCGCCAACGACGGUGCUGCGAAUGGAGACGCUGCCAACGACGGAGCUGCUAACGGCGGCGCUGCCAACGAUGGAGCCGGUCAGGAUGAUGCUGCCAACGGCGGAAAUGCCCAUGACGGUGCAGCUAAUGAUGGUGCUGCGAACGGCGACGCUGCUAAGGACGGAGCUGCCAACGGAGAUGCUGCCAACGACGGAGCUGCUAACGGCGGCGCUGCCAACGGAGAUGCUGCAAACGACGGUGCUGCAAAUGGUGACGCAGCCAACGAUGGCGCGGCCGAGGAUGAUGCCGCUCAAGAUGGUGCUGCCGAUGCAGGCAACGCUCACAAAGGCGCAGCCAACGGCGACGACGCAGCCGCAGACCAACAGGGCGGUAUGAAAGAGAACGCCGGUGACAAUGCUGCUCAAGACGGAAACGACGCCGCUAAUGGCGGUGCCAACGGCGACAAGGCUGCUGAGGAUGGAGCUGCUGCUGGUGCCGAUAAGGGCAACGCUGCUUGCAAGGGGAAGCGUGGUCUCGUCGAAAACCUUCUCCAGAAACUCCAGGGAGGUGGUGCUGCGGAUGCUGAAUGUAACUAG
Molecule: messenger RNA, 1416 nt
Organism: Fusarium sp. VM40
Lineage: Eukaryota; Fungi; Ascomycota; Sordariomycetes; Hypocreales; Nectriaceae
Source: the annotation of a GenBank genome assembly